Messenger RNA from Ahaetulla prasina, 3469 nucleotides. It is a transcript of the gene BCL10, whose product is annotated as BCL10 immune signaling adaptor. Gene Ontology annotation, molecular function: NF-kappaB binding; transcription coactivator activity; protein kinase B binding. Gene Ontology annotation, cellular component: CBM complex; cytosol. NCBI's taxonomy places the organism in Eukaryota, Metazoa, Chordata, Lepidosauria, Squamata, Colubridae. The record is from RefSeq and is a predicted model, not a curated record. The transcript is spliced from 3 exons. The coding region runs from base 120 to 836 and encodes 238 amino acids. Gene Ontology annotation, biological process: positive regulation of extrinsic apoptotic signaling pathway; apoptotic process; canonical NF-kappaB signal transduction.
CUCAAGACACGGGAAGUGGAGUUCUUCCCGAGGGAGUCCACCUCUAGCCAAGCCUUUCUCGCUUCGCGGAAGGGUCGCUUCUCCCUCGUGGCCUUUUCCUGCGCUCUGCUGUUUCCGCCAUGGCGGACGCUGAGCCGACGGCGGCCGGGCGGUCGCUCACCGAAGACGAAAUGGCGGAGGUGAAAAAGGAAGUUUUAGAACGAUUACGCCGCUAUCUGUGUGACAAAAUAAUUGCAGAAAGACACUUUGACUACCUACGUUCAAAGAAAAUACUAAGUAGAGAGGAUACUGAAGAAAUCUCUUGUCGAACCUCAAGUAGGAAAAAGGCUGGGAAACUGCUGGAUUAUUUAGCAGAACAUCCAAAAGGACUAGACACAUUGAUAGAAUCUAUCAAAUGUGAAAAAACACAAAACUUCCUAUUAGAAAAAAUAACUGAUGCCGUCUUGAAAGCAAAAAAUGAAAAACUUGAAAGUCUUAAAGGAAUACGUUGUACCAACUGCAUGGCUUCAGUAUGUGAGCAAGCAAACAAUCUCUCUAGAUCGCAGUCAAAUGACUCUAAUUUUUUUGAAAAACAAAGAGACAGAGAAAACACAUACCUUCAUCCAGAAGAAUAUAGUACAGCUGCUUUUGUAUCUGCCUCUUCUCUUUGUUCAAUGAAUCUACCUAUUACAGAGGUUGGAAACAUGGAAAAUUCAGUUUUCUCUACUCUUCCGGGACCUGGAGAUCCUGGAGCGCCUCCUGUUCCAACAGAAUUGCAGAGAGAGCAAGAGGAAAUAUCCACCACUUCCAGUGACAGUCCCUUUCUACCUUUACGAUCCCGCUCAAUUCUUCCGUAGUGGUUGUUUUUCUUGAAUAACUUUGCUAGAUGUUGCCUUAUGUAAUUUUGCAAAAAAUGUUUCAUCUUUAAAAUUUCUUAUUGUACUUGGUUGCAUUACUUUUGAAAACUGAAAGUAGGUGUUUUCCAAAAAUAUUCAUGUUUAAUCAUGAAGCUGUUUGCAUUAUGCAAAUUAUAAUACAAUCCUGUACAUAGAUAUUCAGAAGUAAGCCCCACUGAUUUCAAAGGGAUUUAUAGGUAAGUAAAUAAUGGCAUUGCUAUAUUGAAAAACAAUAUGGGAAUACUUAAAAGAUUUAAUAUAUUUCUACACUUUAGUAAAAAUUUUAUAUGUUCAUUCAGUUCAUAAUGUCAGACAACUUAGUUUCUUCUUACAUCAUGGCAGAAAUUAUGUCACAUAGAUUCCUGAUUCCUGUACUAAAAGAUUUAUUUAACUAUGCAAAUCAAUCACAAAGAUAAUUAUUUAGCAUAAGAGAAACUCCAGAUUGAUGUUUGGACUUAUUUGUUUUACAGUUAUUACAUUAAUGUUCAGAAAAUAUUGCAUUCUGUUUGAACAGAAGGAUCAGGAAGUAAUGAGAACCUCAGCAAAGAGGGAAAAAUAUCUUCUGAAUUACAGCAUCAUGACUAUAUCUAUGAAGAUUGAUUGGUCUCAUAUUAUAAAGGUGCUCCUUGUUUAACAACUGCUUGUUCACUGACCUGCUUAAUGGUACUUAACCAAUCCAUGAAAUUCUGGUUGUUGUGGCACCCCUGCAGUCACCUGAAUGUAAUCCAGGCACUCUGGCCUAGAUUUCCAAUCAUCACUGCAUCCCACAGUCAUGUUAUCCUAAUUUGCUACCUUCCUGCAUUACUUGAUGGAAAGUCCUAAUUACUGCUUUUAAGCAAGGACUACCUUUUAUUCUGAACGAAUGAAUUCUCCAAGUACACUUUUGGAAAACUAUAGCCAUUAAGAAAUCCCUUUUGAAUUAGGGAGUUUAUAAGAUGUUAGGCAUUAAAUGUAUACAGUUCUUUAAGAAUUGGAGCUUAAAAUAUAUGUAGCAUGCUUACUUUUUUUUUUUUUUUUGUUUACAUUUAUACCCCGCCCUUCUCCGAAGACUCAGGGCGGCUUACAAUGUAUAGGGCAAUAGUCUCAUUCUAUUUGUAUAUAUUUACAAAGUCAACUUAUUGCCCCCCCAACAAUCUGGGUCCUCAUUUUACCUACCUUAUAAAGGAUGGAAGGCUGAGUCAACCUUGGGCCGGGCUCGAACCUGCAGUAAUUGCAGGCUUUGUGUUCUUAAUAACAGGCCUUACCAGGCAGAGCUAAACCGGCCCUUGACAGUCAGUUUGAGCACAGUGGAGCUUACUUCUAAUGGAUAUAUUUUAAGUUUGCACUUUUACAAUCUUGAGAAUAUUUCUAAAAUGAAACUUCACAAUUUCUAUGCUUAUAUCUCAAGGUGAAACAACGUUGUGUUGGACAGAUAAUUUCUACUACCCUGUUUCCCCCAAAAUAAGACCUCCCCGGAUAUAAGCCCAAUUGGGCUUUUGAGUGCAUGCGCCAAAAUAAGCCCCCCCUGAAAAUAAGCCCUCGAAAAUACUCACCCACCCACCCUGAAAAUACUAAAACACAUGUGCAGCCGGUCCCCGCCAUUUCCUCUGGGUAGGGUUAGGGAGACAGAGCUGGAAAUCAGGUAAGAGGGCAAGAGGAGCCCUAUCUUGUUCCACGUUCCCCAAAAUAAUAAGACUUCCCCAAAAAUAAAGCCAAGCACUUAUUUCAGGGUUCAAAAAAAUAUAAAACAGAGUCUUAUUUUCGGGGAAACACAGUAUGCCAUCUCAGGGAGUAUAAAAUCAACUCAGUAUUUUUUUCUCAUGGCUCGAUUGAGGUGCAACACUGUAAAGAAGAGAUUCACUUAAAAGCAUAUUUAUUUUUUAGGUAGCAUAAAAGCAUUUCUCUUAUCUUUUGCCAUUUUUGUUUCUUAGCCAAUAGGAAACAGUAUUUUAGAUUAAAUUCAAAUUUUACUAGCCAAAAGCAAAACAACUUCUCUGUGGCUUCUGGGACAGCAAAAGUUUUAUUUAAAAAAAUGUUCUUCUACAACAUUUUGGCUGAAACUGCAGCCAGUUAUCUAAAUUAAUUAAAUAAGUAGCUUCGUGUUUGCACGUUAUUUAGAAAACUCUCUCACUGAGUUCUAUAGAACUUGUUCCCAGUUAGACAUGCAUAAGAUUACAGCCCAGUAUUUUAAGAAGACUAAAUCAUGGGUGAUCAGCCUUUUGGCUUGCUUGGGCCACAUUGAGUGAAGAGGAAUUGUCUUAGAGCAAAUAUAAAAUAUAUACUUAACGUAUAUAAAUCACAUAAUGUUAAAAGUUUAUAACCUUUUGGGGUCACGUUACUAGCUGUCCAGAGCCGAAGCCUGUUCUAUAUGAAUUCAGAUUGGUGCUAGAUUGUGUUACACAGUGCACUGCCCAUGUUUCAGGACACAGAACUGUGUCAAGCCACAAUUGAAGGGUUAGGGUUUCUCUUUAACCCUAGGUCUUAGGUCUCCUGUAAUUUGACUGUUUCUGUUAACAGCUUUUUAACUCAAAUGCUACCUCAGCUGAAACUUCCAUGAUGUUUUACAGGGCAUGAACUUCCUUGUUUGACUACUAACUGCAGAUGUUGCCAAAAUA